UUGAAUCAUCACCAGUUAAAAAAAGGUCAUGUCCUCAAAUAGCAUCAAUAUUUAAAGAAACAAAGAAAAGAUAUUUAGUCAGGUUAUCUUCAAGAGACAUACAAGAAUCUCAUUAUCAAAUGUUGCAAAAUUGUUUUAAUAAAGUGAUCGAAACAAACAGUGAUGAUUAUCAGAGUAUCCAGAGUAAUUUAAAUAUUAACAUUAAAGAUCGUAUUCAUAAAUAUAAUGUCGGCAACAUUUUUGGUUAUAUUGGAUAUUUACUUCCCAGCGUUGCAAAAGAAAUUGCUAAAUCAAGUGAUAUUCAUACUAUAAUGGAAGACAUUCCUUUUAAAGUAAUUGCUGAUUCUUGUAGUUACAACACUCAGAAAACAGAUGAUACCCUUCAAAAUUUAGAUCGUAUUGAUCAAUUCAACUAUCCAUUGGAUGGAAACUAUAACUAUCCCAAUAGCGCUGGGCAAGAUGUAAAUUGUUAUGUUCUUGACUCUCAAUUUAAUGGUCGAGCAAAAAUUGGUGGCGUUUUCUGCGGUGAUUGUACUGUAAUUAAUGAUGACGAUGUUGGUCAUGGAACACAUGUUGCAGGAAUUAUUGGUGGUGCAACUUUUGGAGUAGCAAAAAAAGUAAACUUGAUAUCCGUCCGAGUAGUUGACAAUAAUGGUCAAGGCACUAUAGGUGACGUUGUCAAAGGUUUAGAAUACGUAGUAGGCCAACAUAACCAAUCCAGUAAUAAAAAUACUAUAAUUAACAUGUCCCUUAGUUAUCCUCAAUUUGGAAAUCCUUUUUUUCAAACUCUUAAUGAUUACGUUGAUGAAGUAGUAGCGCAAAAUAUUCAUGUAGUUGUUGCUGCUGGAAAUACUGAUCAAAAUGCUCAAUUUAACAAUACUUUUGAUGAUGCUUGCCUAACUUCUCCAGGAGCUGCAAAAUCUGUCAUAACAGUUGGUACAGAAGUUCUUUCUGCUGGAAUUGAUUCUAGCAAUGGUGUUGCAACACAUAGUGGAACCAGUAUGGCUACUCCUCAUGGUUUGUAA
Molecule: messenger RNA, 1025 nt
Organism: Racocetra persica
Lineage: Eukaryota; Fungi; Glomeromycota; Glomeromycetes; Diversisporales; Gigasporaceae
Source: the annotation of a GenBank genome assembly